This is a messenger RNA of Vigna angularis (adzuki bean), 919 nucleotides long. Its product is annotated as EPIDERMAL PATTERNING FACTOR-like protein 5. Bases 188 to 547 code for a protein of 119 amino acids. The transcript has 2 exons. The record is from RefSeq and is a predicted model, not a curated record. Gene Ontology annotation, biological process: stomatal complex development; guard cell differentiation. Lineage: Eukaryota; Viridiplantae; Streptophyta; Magnoliopsida; Fabales; Fabaceae.
UUUUUGACUUGGACUUUCUCUCCCACACCAACUCUCUCACGCAAUAAUCUUUUCUUCACUUCUGCAACAAUAAUACAACAUCGCAUACAUAUCCUCCCUUCAACAUCGUCAUCCUCCUUCUCGCUCUUCAACUCGUAACUCACAUCUCUUUCCUAACCUGCGCACCCCCACCUCGCCCAUAGGCGUAAUGCGCCACCACCAUCACUUCCACUGGUUGAAAGCCUUCACCACCUUCUAUUUUCUCUUCUUCUAUUCCGCUGCAGCCGUAACAACUCUCACCCCACAACCCAGUGGUGGGACUGUGAAUCACCUCAGCCGGGAAGAGAAACAAAAUGGGUCACCGGCGGUGACGGAGGAGAGACUUGUGGCUGGGGGAAAGAGAUUCGGCGGGCCGGGGUCGUCGCCGCCGUCGUGCAGAUCCAAGUGCGGUUGGUGCAGUCCUUGCAUACCGGUUCACGUUCCAGUCCAACCCGGUUUAAUAAUUCGCCUCGAGUACUAUCCAGAAGCAUGGCGUUGCAAGUGUGGGAACAAGCUUUUUAUGCCAUGACGUUAAUAAAUUAGCAUAUAUAGUUAUGGAUUAUAAAAAUCGUAGUACAAAAGAUGAACACAAACGUUGGCAGAAGCGAGCAGGAGAACAUUGCAGACACUAGCAGCAGCCGUCUUAAAUUUUCCUUUUGGGGUAUUUGUUUAUUUUUAUCUCAGUGUUAGUGCCUUUCAUGCACUGAUUAAUGCUGCUGAGGUUGGGUUGUUUAAGAGUACUAUGUUUAUAGUAUUAUUGAUGUUUAUAGUAUUGAAUUUUGGAUUAACCUUUUGAGGGAAGGAGGGAGGGACAGUCAGGAAGGGAGUGUUGGGAAUGUAAGAUGUUCAGGUGUGAUUACCGAGACGAAUAUCUUAAACUUUCUCUGCUUUUAACACACUA